Messenger RNA from Tetrapisispora phaffii CBS 4417, 1677 nucleotides. It is a transcript of the gene MSE1, whose product is annotated as glutamate--tRNA ligase MSE1. Gene Ontology annotation, molecular function: ATP binding; glutamate-tRNA ligase activity; zinc ion binding. The transcript has a single exon. Lineage: Eukaryota; Fungi; Ascomycota; Saccharomycetes; Saccharomycetales; Saccharomycetaceae. Gene Ontology annotation, biological process: glutamyl-tRNA aminoacylation. The coding region runs from base 1 to 1677 and encodes 558 amino acids. The record is from RefSeq and is a predicted model, not a curated record.
AUGUUGAUUUUAGGUAAUGCUUCAACGAGGUUGUUAUUUCGAUGCAAUAGAUUUCAUUAUAGUACACUUUUAAAAACUAAGAAAAAAUCCCUUCUUUCCAGCAAACCAGUCAAGGAUAAACAUCCAACUUCACCUGUGAGAACUAGAUUUGCUCCUUCUCCUACUGGCUUUAUGCACCUGGGGUCUUUAAGAACAGCCUUAUAUAACUAUUUGUUGGCUAAAAGUACUGGCGGUCAAUUUUUGUUAAGAUUAGAGGACACAGAUCAAAAGAGAUUAGUGGAAGGAGCAGAAGAGGAUAUCUACGAAACUUUGAAAUGGUGUGGUAUCGAAUAUGAUGAAGGUCCUAAUGUUAAUUCUGAAGCUUAUGGCCCAUUUAGACAAAGUGAGCGUACAAAGAUCUAUGCAAAACAUAUUAAGGUGUUGUUAGAAAAUGGCGAUGCGUAUAAGUGUUUUUGUACAAAGGAACGUUUAGAUGAAAUGAAGGAAUCGGCCCAGAAACUAAACCCACCUUCUUCUGCAAGUUACGACAGACAUUGCUUACAUUUAAACGAAGAAGAAAUUAAACAGAAAGAGUUACUCAACUCUCCAUACACCAUUAGAUUGAAAUCACCAGAAAAAUACCCAGAAUUCGAGGACUUAUUACAUGGGAAACUGUCCAUUCAAAUACAAUACAACCCACAUAAGAAAACUUAUGAUGAUCCAAUAUUAAUUAAAUCAGACGGUUUACCUACCUACCAUUUUGCUAAUGUAGUGGAUGACCAUCUUAUGAAAAUAACCCAUGUAAUCAGAGGAGAAGAAUGGUUACCUUCUACGCCCAAACAUAUCUCUAUGUAUAAUGCACUUGGCUGGCAGGCUCCAAAAUAUAUUCACAUUCCUUUGCUGACUAGUAUCAAUGAUAAGAAAUUAAGUAAAAGAAAGGGUGAUUCAUCAAUACUGUCAAUGAAAAAGAAUGGUGUCUUACCUGAAGCAUUAUUAAACUUUUCGGUACUUUUUGGUUGGUCUCCACCUAGAAAACUAUCUGAGCAAAACCAUGAAUGUUUUACCAAGGAAGAAUUCAUCAAGUAUUUUAACUUAAACUAUUUAACCAAAGGUAAUGCCAAAGUUGAUGACAAAAAAUUAUGGUACUUCAAUAAACAUUAUUUAAAAAAGAGGUUAGAAGACAAUGUGACUUUUCAAGAGAUAGAAAAAGAGAUCUUGUCCAGUGCUCAACAAGAAUUCACUGCUGAUAUUGCCACUCCAGAAAAGAUUAAUCAUAUCUUGAAGCAAUGCGGGUCGUCAUUAACCAGCGUCAAUGAAUUCAAUAAGAAGUUUUAUUAUUUUUUCAAAACACCUGAAUACACAGAAGAUGAAGCUAAUAUUGCAGCAUUUUUAACAAACCAGGAUAAAAGGACAACAUUGGAAGUGCUAACUGCUGUUAAAGAUGACCAGAUUACAACAGAAAACCUUAAUGAGAAAGUCUCAAAUUUAGCUGAGAAAUUGAACUUACCAAUAAAAAAGGUAUUUCAAUCUUUGAGAUUUGCUCUUGCUGGCUCACAUCCUGGUGCAAAAUUACCAAUCUUGAUUGGCAUAAUAGGUCCUAAACAGACAAUGGAAAGAAUAGACAAUGCAAUUGUGUUUUUAAAGCAAGUCCAAGAUGACACUCCCAUUGGAAAAAAACAUGGAGCACAAUGCUUAUAG